Molecule: messenger RNA, 1913 nt
Organism: Verruconis gallopava
Lineage: Eukaryota; Fungi; Ascomycota; Dothideomycetes; Venturiales; Sympoventuriaceae
Exons: 4
Coding region: 252-1460 (402 amino acids)
Biological process (GO): proteasome-mediated ubiquitin-dependent protein catabolic process
Cellular component (GO): nucleus; cytoplasm; GID complex
Molecular function (GO): ubiquitin protein ligase activity
Source: RefSeq, a predicted model, not a curated record
CAAGCCCCAAACACAGCAAGCUCUCCUCCCCCUACAGAUGGUCCUCAAGGGUUGUAAUAUACGUAGAAGCACUAUGUUAUAUUGCGCCAGAACUGUUGGGUACCUUGCAAGUCUCAUCUUGUCGUCGACUGCUCCAUCAUAACCUUGCAAACCCCUCAACAACCAUCGAUGACCAGCUAGGAUCGACCGCCAAUCGAAACUUUACCACAUUAUCGUCUACACACUGCCUCCUCUUUCUAUUUGGCGCCAGCAUGGAAGCAAUUAAGGAGAAACUGGUGCCACUGGCGCAGAAGGGGAACUUGGAGAAGACAAUAGAGGACGUUCAGGCCGCGAUUGACAUCCUCGUGAAAGCAAGAGACAAAAUACAACAUGAUAACGCUACAGCGGGCCUUACCAUGGCGAAUCUUAAGAAGCCUAUCAAAGAAUCGUUUGACAAAGCCAAUAGCGACCUGAAUGAUGCAUACGCUGUCCAGACCAAGUACUCCAAAGCUUUAGAUAAGAAAUUCAAAUCUCUCCCCGCCUUCACACCUGAAGAUGAUGCCCUCUCCAAUCAGCACUUCCUCAUAAAUCGUGCAAUCGCCAUGCACCUCCUCCGUGAAGGUCAAUUCGGCGUUGCCUCGACAUUUCUCGACGAGGCAAACAGAAACCCGCCUGCCACAGCCGAUGAAGGAGCCUCCAAGCAGCCAUGGGAGUUCAAGUCCGAUUCAUUGCAGAAGCAAUUCUCGGAGAUGUACAGCAUUCUCCACGCGUUGCGGCAGGAGCGGAACCUGACGCCGGCUAUUCAAUGGGCUGGAAAACACAGCGAUGAGCUAGAGAAGAGGGGGAGCAACCUUGAAUUUGAGCUCUUUCGACUCGAGUUUGCUCGUGUAUUUGCCGGAGAAGACACCGAGGAUCCGAACGCAAAGGCUUCUGGGCCGUUCCGUGCCCUGGCAUAUGCUAGAAACAAGGCAAUUCCGUUCCAGAAGCGGUAUGAAGCUGAAAUAUGCCAGUUGAGUGGAGCUGCCGCGUUCUGGGAGAAUAUCAGAGAGUCUCCAUAUGGUCAUAUAUUCGGCAAUGCCAGUGCUUGGGACGAGGUGGCGACUAGCUUCACAAGGGAAUUCUGCUCAUUACUGGGCUUGAGUGCCGACAGUCCCUUGUAUGUGGCUGUCACAGCAGGCGCGAUCGCCCUGCCAGUAUUGAACAAAGCGAAGACGCUCAUGAAGGCGAAUCGGACUGAGUGGACGACUGCACAGGAACUACCGAUCGAGAUACCCCUUCCACCAGCCUACCACUUCCAUUCCAUUUUUGUGUGUCCUGUCAGCAAGGAACAAGCCACAGACUCCAACCCACCAAUGCGAAUGCCAUGUGGACACGUCAUAUGCCGAGAUUCUCUAGAGAGGAUAAGCAAAGGCACCAGAUUCAAAUGUCCUUAUUGUCCCGCAGAGUCAUCACCUAGUCAGGCGAAGAAGGUUUUCUUGUAGAGGCUUUCGAGCGUGGUUUUUACGAUCAAGUCACGAUUCCCAACACAGUAGCAUAUGAGAGGAGUGUAUGGAGUUCCUUAGUACCAUUAUUCCUGCAACGUCCGACAUAACCUGCGAUGAUAUCACCCGGCUAGUCCAGUGAGUCAAUUAGGAUACCAAAAGACACCAUGAGUCAAUGAUGUUCUCACGAAUAGUCAUCCCUUCUCAGCCCUUUAUUUUCCUGUCCCUAUUCGGUCUUGUCACACUUGGGUUCCGUAUCUUCUAGACCUCAUAUGCCCUGUCUUGAAGUAGAUGUACCUGACAAUGUCCGGCGAUGGUGUAUAUGUACCACCUGCAGAGAUACCAUACUCUCCACGGUCCAGUGGUUGUGGAUCUUCAUCGGGAAGCACAAAACCCCCACGAUAGGUGUAUUUGAAAAUCGUAAGAAUCAACCCAUCCUUCACAAGAUGGUCG